AUGUUUCUGCCGCUGAGACUAAAUGACCGAGAUCGCGACAGGACCCGUUCGAAAAAGACCGCCUCCCCUUCAUCUCCCAAAACAAAACAUCGCCAUCCCCGAUCCUCCCAGGGGCGAUCCAGCCGAACCUCAACCAAGGAACAAGACGCUGACGCUCCGACGGGCCGCUCCUCCACCCCUUCUACCUCUACCGCCUCCUCCCGCAAACAGCGUCGCUCCUCCAUGCCUGGAGUCGACAGCGCCAGCCGCUCCGGCACGGCCUCGUUCCUGGAGUCACGAACGAGUCUCCCAUACCCGACCUUCUCGAAAGCCCACAGCAAAGAGGCUGUGGGCAAGCCCGGCAUCCCCACCCCCGACCCAACAGACUUGACCGAGAAGUCGAAAGAAAACGAAAAUGGCGACAGCACCGAGCCAUCCGACAACCAGAAUGCGCCCCCGAGUCCGCCCCUGACAAGUGUGGACCAGAAUUCCCGCAAAGGUAGCUCGGUCGGCGAGAAGGAUGAAAAAAGUACCGGCGAGAAGUCGAAGGAUGGGAAGACCAAGAUACGAAUCCGGACCGAGUCGACAAGGUCGUCGUCGAGUCUGCGAUCGAAGCGGGAUGAGAAAUCCAAGUCCAGCAAGACCACGAAACCAGAUACGCCCUCGAAGUCGAAACGAUCCAGCCAUCAUGAAAAGGACUCGCCCUCACGGACGGCGAGUCGCAAUUCGAUGAAAUCCAAAAUCGUCGACGAAGCCUCCCUGCCCAAGCGAUCGGGUAGCCGUUCUGCAGCAUCGCCAACCGGGUCGCCCGCGACGGUGCGAGAGGUGGGCACGGAAUCAGCGAAUGGCUCUGAUGCAACCAUUGGAGCUCCUCCCCGCAAGCCCAAGAGUCCUGAUAAACCGCCUUCCCGCACCCAAAUGCGAUCGUCCAUGUCCAGUCGCCCCGGUAGUCGCACGCCCGUCGACGUGUCUUUCGAUUAUGGACGGCCUCCGACAGCACAUUCUGCCUUUGAUGCUCCCCCGCCUCCCCCUCCUCCGCCGGAGAUGCCAGUUUCGAUCCCCCGGGUGGAUUAUCUCCUACAGAAUGGUGGGUUGGAUCACCGCGUUCCGAAGGCGCUGCUCAUGGGCGCGGGUGUCCCUGAAACGGCACCUUACCAGACACUUCCGCCGCAAUAUGCUGCAUCGCGAGUCUUCGAUCCUUUUAAUCGUCUGCUUGACGACUAUAAUAAUGUGAUGGCAAAGAAUGGGUCCUUGGCUGUAGCCACGGGAUAUCGGUCAGUUGCACGCCGGCUAUUGGACCGGUUGGAGGCGGUGUUUGCUCGUGAUAUCUCGUCGGAGUCCUGCACUUGCCUCAUGUGUGACCAUGAGGAGAUGGAAGAGCGCCCCUCCGGGGUGAGCUGGGGAGAGGUUCUCGAGUUGGUCUCGGGACGCAGAGAACUGCCCAAUUGGCCGCCGUUCAUUCUGAUGCCGUCGGUCGGGGAAGCCGAGCUGUCCGGUAACGAGCACAUUCCCAUGCAGAAGAUGGAUAUCGACGUUCCAGAGGAGUAUCGCGAGCACUACAUGCGACAGUCCCGCAAGACGCAAGCGGCCGUUGACAAGUGGUUGAGCGAGCAGUCGGACCAACCGACGAGUGCACCUCAAGACGUUGACGACGAGACUCUGACGUUUGCCAUGCUCACGCACCUCGCGCCCGAGCUGCGCCCGAUCUUCCGCGCACUGCUCGGCAUCAAGUCUACCUCGCCGACCCCCCAGCCUGAUGGCGAACCCCGCGUGAGAUCUCCUGCCCUGGUAUCGUCGUCCCUCGCGAUCCAACGCCUUUAUCGGCUACCCUCGGUUCCACGCGAUCCCGAGACGGCGAUGUACAUGUUGAACAACCCGGGCAUGCACCACGUCCUUGCUACUCUUGCCGCUAUCAGUGACGACGAGUGGGAUAUUCUCAUAUCCGGCCGAUUUGACGGAUUCCUGCGCAGUGGCGCGGAAGAUACAUACGCCGGUCCUGGGUCUACUCCUCCGCGCUGGAGCAACAGCCGGUCCAACACCCCCUUUACUACCGGAGGCAUCUCGCGGGGCCCAACCCCCAGCCAUAUGGACGGUACGUUUAGACCCGCGAGCCAGCCGUAUGGCGUGAACUCGACUGCGUCGUUCGGAGGACCUAUCGCCCUCGACGAAGAGAUGGAAAUUGCGGCCCUGGCCGAGAUCGAGCGCGACAUCUACCUCGGCAUGGAAGCUCUGGAAGACGCCUUUGAAGCACUGCAUUGCAAGGCAGAGACGGUCCGGCGUGCUCUCCGCGAACGCGGCGCCGGACUGUCCGUGGCGAACCAGAACCGGCGCGGGUCAUACGUCGAGGCUCGUCUAGGCACGCCGUCGUCGGCGCUGGGUCAAUGGGAGAGCGGGCCGGACGACGAUUUCCUCGACGACGACCGGUCGCUGGCGCCGGACGACUCUGCCAGCAACAUCAGCUCCAACCGUCGCCGUCGCCCGAAGCGACGCACCGAACGGCGGACUCCUGCUCCGGUGGAGGAGGAAGAUGAAGAUUUUGCUAUCUACACCGUCCUUGUACAGUACACUUUCACCUAUUCACCUAUUCACCCACUUGGCGCAUCCUCAGACUUUUACCUCUUCCUCCUCACUUCUUACUUUGAUCUGAUCCCGGUCAGACGGUUUAGACCAGACUCAACCAUGGAUGGCGAUCGCACGGGCACGAUCAUCCUUAUUUCCCGACCUAACUACCUUGUAACCUUGUGCUCCGUAGACACUAUCCCGCGGGAAAGGUACCCGAAGGGUGUCACCGAACCGCGGGCUGGUGCAAGGUUCUACCCGCUCCAGACCGAAUUUUCGCAUGACAAUGACAAUUUGUUGGGUUCUGACAUGCCCCUGCUACAUAUGUAUGUCGCCACGAUGGUCUACGGAGUACGAGUAUAA
Molecule: messenger RNA, 2901 nt
Organism: Aspergillus terreus NIH2624
Lineage: Eukaryota; Fungi; Ascomycota; Eurotiomycetes; Eurotiales; Aspergillaceae
Exons: 3
Coding region: 1-2901 (966 amino acids)
Cellular component (GO): nucleus
Molecular function (GO): DNA binding
Source: RefSeq, a predicted model, not a curated record